AUGGCCGCCAUUGCCAUGAACAAUAUCCGCUUUAUGGGAGCAUUACGCCCCCCGACAAGAGCUUUUCUUGUGAAUCGCCGGCAAAUCCGGCAUUUCCACCCGACAAGACCGACCCGACUUGUCGCCGAAGUCUUGGACGUAUCCUCCGGCUUCAUCCAUGGCGUUCACUCGAUCACUCACCUGCCAUGGGUCGCAUCAAUUCCCCUCACAGCGGUGAUUGUCCGAAUGCUAGUUGGAAUGCCAUUACAAUUCAUAACGCGAGUCAACGCCCGACGAGAACGAGACAUCGCACCUCUGAUUCAUUCCUGGCGAAUUAUGGGCACGAACAAGAUGCAACAACUACCUGCGAAAGAGCAAAAAGACAGAAAGAAGCGUUUGUCAAAUUUUUUCAUUGUUAUGUCUAAAACUCUGUCGAAGAAGUGGAAAAUCAUGCCGGGGUACCGAUUCCUCAAUCUCCUACAAUUGCCGAUCUGGUUAUCGCUCAUGGAGAGCAUGCGCGCGAUGACAGGCAACCAAAACGGAAUUAUCCCAUAUCUACUAUCAUUCGUCAGUGGCCAAGAAGGCGCUGCAUCUCUACCGGCCCUGGAGCCGAGUCUAGCCACCGAGGGCGCACUCUGGUUCCCUGAUCUACUAGCCGGUGACCCGACAGGCACCUUGCCUCUGCUUCUGAGUGCUUCGAUAAUCUUGAAUAUCCGCAGAGGCUGGGGCAUUACUACACCAGCUGGAGAUUUGGCUGAUCUGCCAACAGCGCAGUUGUAUCGGGCUACUUUCUUCCGAGGACUGGGCAUCUUCCUUCAGAUAUUAGGGCUCAAUAUUGGUAUGGCGGCUUUUGCCAAUGAAUUGCCGGCUGCUCUUAUGAUCUACUGGAUCACCAGUACCAAUGUCGCUACAUUACAGACCUUCUUGUUGGAGAAGUAUAUGUUCAUGCGGCCCCCAAUUCCCAACUUCCAGAAAAAGUACAUGGUUUAUCAGAGACCUGGUGUCUCUGAUCCCUUCAAGCUGAAAUUGACAUGA
Molecule: messenger RNA, 1014 nt
Organism: Penicillium atrosanguineum
Lineage: Eukaryota; Fungi; Ascomycota; Eurotiomycetes; Eurotiales; Aspergillaceae
Product: putative mitochondrial export translocase Oxa2
Exons: 1
Coding region: 1-1014 (337 amino acids)
Biological process (GO): mitochondrial respiratory chain complex IV assembly; protein insertion into mitochondrial inner membrane from matrix
Cellular component (GO): mitochondrial inner membrane
Molecular function (GO): membrane insertase activity
Source: RefSeq, a predicted model, not a curated record